Arabidopsis thaliana (thale cress) is the source of this 710-nucleotide messenger RNA. RefSeq lists its product as uncharacterized. The coding region runs from base 162 to 431 and encodes 89 amino acids. The record is from RefSeq and is marked reviewed. The transcript has a single exon. NCBI's taxonomy places the organism in Eukaryota, Viridiplantae, Streptophyta, Magnoliopsida, Brassicales, Brassicaceae.
CUGCCUCUGGUCAAAUAAGGCCAUCUUCUCUUUUCGAUCUCUAUAUAAACCAGCGACUGUCUGAUUAGAAACAUCAAUCUCUAACUCAUAGAUCUUAAGACAACAACAACAACAAAAAAGUCAACGUACCGAUAAUUCUUGUCUGAAUCUUUAAAACAUCAAUGGAAGGAAGCUUUGAAGGCAUGUUAAUGAAAGUGAGCAUUUUUGCUCUGAUUCAAGGGCUUGUGUAUCUCAUACUCAGCAAAUCUUCGAGCGUUUUCUCUACGUCAAAGACGAUGAAGAGAGCUUACAGUUUCCGGUCAGCGAGAUCCAUCAGUAUCCGCAGGAUUCUAGCUGUUCUUCAAGACAUGCCAGCAGGCGGCGAGAUGUCUCCUUCUGCCAUGGGACCUUCUCUUGCUUCUUCUCUAUCCUCACCAUCGGAAAUCAUUUGAUUCACUAAUUUUUAGUGAGUCCGGUGGAUGAAGCUAGUUUUUGCUUUUUAGAUAAUGUUCAAAUACUUUUAUGUGUAAUUUCAUAGCUAAAUAGCCUAAAUUGAUUAUCAUAAUUAACAUAAUAGUAUAUUUGAAAAUAAAGUCUUAAGGGUACUCUGUUUCUGCCACUUUUGAAACAGAGGAAUUAUUUACUUACAUGGUUUUGAAGUCAAGUCUUAAGAUGUGAUGGAAGAAACAUGACAGGAUUCUACCUUUGCCUCUAUGGCUCUAUAGACUAUG